Pogona vitticeps (central bearded dragon) is the source of this 2851-nucleotide messenger RNA. The record is from RefSeq and is a predicted model, not a curated record. Lineage: Eukaryota; Metazoa; Chordata; Lepidosauria; Squamata; Agamidae.
CUAGGCGGUGGGAGGGGUUGCCCGAUAGCCGGGGGCACCAAAGUGCCGCAGACGCAAGCGCGCUAAGCUAAGUCCUUCCAGCUCACCUUGGGUUCUGCCGGCCUCUCCCCCUCCCUUCCCUCCUACCCAAUGGCGUCUCCCAGAGCCCCUCUGCCCGAAGCAGAUCAGGCUGCUCAAGAGCCAGUAGAAGAUACUGAUCCUAGCACUUUGUCCUCAGAAGAAGCAGAAAAGUAUCCUGUUCAAGAUACAGCAUUACCAAAAGAUGGGGAGUACCAAACAGAAAAAGUGACAGUGGAAAUAGCAUCUGUUAAUAUUAGGAGCCUAACGUCAGAUUCGGGACUGAUACAACAGCCAGAAGAAGAUGAUGACAGCCAAAGCAGUACUGGUGAAUCACCUACAGCCCUGAAGAAAACCUGUGCAGAAAAUGGCACCUGCUCUUUAUGUAUGUCUCACCAACCGACCAUCAGUGACUUGCUCAAUGAUGAGGACUUGCUAUAUAUGAUGAGGAUAAAGUUGGAUCCAUCUCACCCUACAGUGAAAAACUGGAGAAACUUUGCAAGCAAAUGGGGGAUGACUUAUGAUGAAUUGUGUUUUCUGGAACAGAAGCAACAGAGUCCCACCCUGGAGUUUUUGCUACGGAAUAGUGACAGAACUGUGGAGCAGCUGAUUGAUCUCUGUAAACUCUAUCAAAGAGUUGAUAUUGAGAAGCUCCUGCUGAAAUGGGUGGAGAAAGAAUGGCCAAAGAGAGGGCAUGGAACCUAUCAGAAUAAUUUCUAAACAAGAGAAAAUGUCAGUAGUGGAAAACCAAGAGUGGCAGAUUUUUGUUUACUCUGCCACUGGUGUAUAUGGCGCUUUUCUUUGCAAAUGAAAGGGACCAGGAAUUCGUUUUUUUACGGUAUAAAUAUCUUUGUAGUCAGAAAUGUUAUCCUUAAAAAUGAGUCAGUUCAACUUGUUGGUAUGUGUCACACACUCAUUUUUCUAGCAAGCAAGAAGGAAAGCCACAGAAUAUUAUUUUGUCUGACUGAAGUUAUUCUGUUUAAUACACUUUCAGCUUUCUUAUUCCUUUAUUAUUUCCACUGAGAGGAAUAAAAAUGGAAGGUGGUGUUGGGAGUUCAAACACCUCUGUAGAUGUCCUUGUCUGUAGAGUCCUUGUCAUUAGGGCCUGGUCCACUCCUUCCACGUUGCCUCUGCUCAGUAUAGGUUGAAGAAGGCAGCUGGGAUUUCCCCAUAUGAUUGCACUGAAACUGCUCAUUCCUUUUGGGAGAUAUUUUUGUAUCCUCAGAUUUAUGUGAACAGUGCAGGUGUAAGGCAUGUACUUCCAAAUAACCCUGUAUAAGAAUACUCAGAGGAGGCAGAAUGGUUUGCCUCUUUGGAGAUUCUUUGGUAGCUUCCAGAGUCACCCAGUUCCCAUCGCCCCCAUUUUGCUGUUCCAUGAUGCAGUCUGAGCCCCCAGGGGAUGGGCUUAGCAAAUGAGCAGUAAUAACAGUGGUGAGAAAAGGCUAUGUAAGGAGGAAGGCCUUCUGAGGGCAUGUUGCUGGAAGACUCCCAAAACUUGGAAUCGAUAUUAAAAGUACUAUGCACCCUUUGCCUUGGCUCAUAUCAGCAGAAUUUGAGUUUCAAAACUGCAGUUGAAGGCCCCAGUGACAGCCAUUUCUCAGCCUUGCUCUGUUGUUGCCUUAAAAAACUACGAACAACAAAUAUGUUCCAUUAACUACUGUUUGCCUCCCCCCCCCGGUGUAUUAGGUGUCAUUCAAAUCUUUCAGGUUCUGACUUGCUUUACAGAAAUAAACCCCUAUCUCUUUCUGUUUGGAACAGUCUGUGUUUGGAACCAUAUGAUAAAUUAACCAAGGGGAAAUAAUUCUGAACCACCUCAUCAGCAACUAAAUUUCUGUUGCAUGAAGCACCCACCACCUUCAAGGUAUGCAAUCUUAUGUUCUGAGCAAAAGGCCAAGUACUUGGCUCACAAAGAAUUUAUCAAGGCCCAGUUCUUUAUUAUUUCAGAGCAUUCAAGUAUGCCAGUAUGUCUAUAGUUUCAUAUCUUUUCACUGCUUUGUAUUAGAGUAGUUAGAUCACAAAUGCAGGUAAUAUAUUAAAACAUGUUAGGAGUGAUUAUGUUAAUUGGAACUGCUCAUUCCCUAUGGCAAUUAGAAGAUAUGUUGUAACAUGUUCUCAGAGACAGUUUGAGAACUGGAGUUUGAGCAGGCUGUUACAAAGCCCUUUACAAUGUUAUUAGAACAAUUAUAAGAGAACUAUUAGUAAACCUCAGCGAUACUACACAACUGUUUUCUCAGAAAUUAAUUUUCAGAUUAAUUAGAGUCACUUGGCACAGUGAGUAUAUGUUGGUGAGUGCCAUGAUAACAAUAGUGGGCCAGUGCCAAUUCGGAGUUUAAAAUCAUAGACUGAUUAUAUUACAGAUCAGUACAAAUUUGAAUGGAAGCACAGGAAGAUGGAGAAUAACAAGGGGACCAUUCUUGUUAAAGGAGAGGUCAUGAAAAGUGAACGGGUUCAUAACCUGUAUUUUGAAGAACGAAAGAAUGAGAACAUUUUUUUUCAAACACCUUGAGGCUAAAUGUAAGAACACUUAGAAGUUAACACUUAAGAACAUUAAAUUCACAGGGCCUCGUUUUGAAACAAGAGUGCUUAUAUAUGAAACAAAAAAAUCCCCAUUUUGCUAAGGGUAGUUCUUGAAAAAGUCCACUGAAAAACAGAGGAAAGGUGACCCUUAAGAAAAAAUGAUUGGGGGAGUGAGCUUCUGGGUUGUUCGACUAGCUCAAUGGUUCUUAACUUUAGGUUACUCAGGUGUUUUGGACUGCAACUCCCAGAAGCCUUCACCACCAGCUGUGCUGGCUGG